GCGAAUUUAAAAACAUUAUCUUGGGUGAUGAGACCAAUUCAUUGCAGAAAAAAGGUGUACAGCAAGUUCUCUAACAUAAAAAAUCUGAAAAUUUUCCUGAAGGAUGACAUAGAGCCCAGUGACAUUGGAGGAUGUUGCAACAAUCCUAUUUUUUUGGAUCAUUUUGACUGUUCGGAAGGGCUUGAGAAGCUUAGCCUUUCGGUUUCCAUUGGUUGUAAUGCAGCCCUUCCAGAGCAGUGUAUGUAUCCUUCAGGACUUAAGAAGUUGAAGUUGAGUGGGGCAAAUAUUUCUGAGAGGGAUUUAAAUGUAAUUGCCAUGUUACCCCAGCUUAUCGUGCUCAAGUUGGAAAAUUCCUUCCAUGGAGCUGUAUGGAAAGUUGCAGAAAGAGGAUUUUGUAAAUUAAGAUUCUUGCUCCUUGAAGCUAAAGAACUCAAGCAGUGGGUAGUUGGCCAGAAGAAGCACUUUCGGAUGCUCAGACACUUAGUCUUAAGAUCCUGUAAUUGUUUGGAACAGAUGCCGAUGCGUUUUGAAAGAAUACGGCUACUUGAGUCAAUUGGGUUGGAGGGGUGUCACUCUUCCCUUGUCGCUUCUGCCAAGCAGUUACAACAGAAGAGAAGAUCCAAGAAUGAUAAGAUCAAAAUCCUUGGCCCUGAAUAUGAUGACUCACAGAAUACACCUACAGAAUUGUCUAUAUAUGUAAGAUGACUAGGGCGGUCAGCCUCAUAGUAAAUAACUGUUGGAAAACGUGUAAAAACGGUAGAGAUGAGAAUAUGAGAAGGUUUACCAGCAACUUGGAGAAUACCUUCCAUGCAUGGAAAAGUAUGGAAAGUAGCUAAAGGAAAAUUAUGUAGACUACGAUUCUUGUUUCUUGAAGCUAAUUAAUGAACUCGAGCAUUGGGCAGGUAAUGGUGAUUUCCUACAUCUCAAGUGGUUAGUCUUGAGAUGUUAUUGUUUGGAAGAGGUGUUUAACACAAAAUUUGACCAUGCGGUCAAUUAAGUUGGAUCAGUGUAGCACUUCCGUUGGUUCUUUUGCUAAGCAUAUUCGAGACUGGCAAGUUGAAAUGGGAAAUGGAAUUUUUGAGCUUAGAAGCUACAG
Messenger RNA from Ipomoea nil (Japanese morning glory), 1096 nucleotides. Its product is annotated as late blight resistance protein R1-A-like. Bases 28 to 705 code for a protein of 225 amino acids. Lineage: Eukaryota; Viridiplantae; Streptophyta; Magnoliopsida; Solanales; Convolvulaceae. Gene Ontology annotation, molecular function: alpha-tubulin binding. The record is from RefSeq and is a predicted model, not a curated record. Gene Ontology annotation, biological process: protein folding. The transcript is spliced from 3 exons.